This is a messenger RNA of Photinus pyralis (common eastern firefly), 3989 nucleotides long. RefSeq lists its product as uncharacterized. Gene Ontology annotation, molecular function: nucleic acid binding. The coding region runs from base 242 to 3925 and encodes 1227 amino acids. The transcript has 2 exons. The record is from RefSeq and is a predicted model, not a curated record. Gene Ontology annotation, biological process: DNA integration. Lineage: Eukaryota; Metazoa; Arthropoda; Insecta; Coleoptera; Lampyridae.
UCAGAGACACUUAGAAUUGAUUAAUUUUAAAAUGUAUAUGAGAUGGCAUUGAGAAUAAAGUUUUUUGACGUGACAGAAACAAUUUUUAUAUAAAGACUUUUAUUUCUACAACCGAACCGUUUAAUUAAUGCAAGACGGGUAGUUUUGUGUUAAUAUUGAACAUUUGGCGACCGUGACACCCUGGAAUAAUUGUUUUCGAUUGUUGUCUGCGAUAAAUUUGUUCAGGUAUACAUUGACAAUCAUGGAUCAACCCAAAAGGCAUCGUAGAGUACUCCGUACCACCUUCACUAAAUCGGCGAAAGAAUUAGAAGACUUUUUAUCGGCGCCGGAAGGAAAGGCACGUUUAAUCUCUGUAUCGCUGGGUAUUUUGAAACAGAAAUAUGAUGAUCUAAGAAGAAUUGACAGUGAUAUAUACCAGUCUCUAUUGGAAAGUGAUGGAAGUGAAGCAGAAUUGCUGGCAGAGAUGGAUGGUAGUGAAGUUUACAUUAGGAAAUUCACUGACUUGAACGCACAAGCCGAGGAUUUUCUACAGAAGCCGCGAGGAGAGCUAGGUGAAGAGGUAAACUCCGUAGCCUCGGAAAGUAAUGUAGGAGGCAGAUCAGAUGGACGUUAUGAAGUCAGGUUGCCAUGGUUAGAGGGACAUCCAGCGCUGCCUAGCAAUUAUUACAUGGCGAAGAGGAGAUUGGAUAACACAAUGAAGAAAAUCAUUAAGGAUGGUUAUUUCGAGGCGUAUGAUCAAGUAUUUAAAGACUGGCUAACUGACAACAUUAUUGAAGAGGUGUUAGAGGAUCAAGUGAACAAGUCGGCCCAUUAUCUACGGCCAGUGAUUAAACCUAACAGCACAACGACAAAGAUACGACCGGUUUUCGAUGCGUCCGCCAGAGAAAAGGAUAACCCUUCAUUAAACCAAUGUCUAGAAAAGGGGGUUAAUUUAAUUGAACUAAUUCCGGCUAUUUUGUUAAGGUUUAGACAGCAAAGACUUGGUGUAAUUUCUGACAUCAGUAAAGCUUUUCUACAGAUCAGUAUACAUUCGGAGGACAGAGAUUUUCUUAGAUUCUUAUGGUAUGAUAAGGAGAACAACCUCAAAGUGUUUCGUCAUAGACGGGUGGUGUUUGGAAUUACUAGUAGUCCUUUCUUGUUGGGAGCUUCGUUAGAAUAUCAUCUGUCAAAAUUUGUGAAGGAAUAUGACUCGAAAUACGCUUUUGCCAAAGAAACUGCUAAGAAAUUAUCAAACAGCUUUUACGUAGAUAACUGCGUUACUAGUGUUUCUAAUGAAAGAGAAUUGGAAACCUUUAUCAAAGAAGCCAUUAUUAUAAUGACGGAAGGCAAAUUCGACCUCAGAGGGUGGGAGUAUACUCACCAAGUCCAAGAGGAUGCCUCUAACGCUUACGCGGUGGUUCUGGGGGUAAAGUGGGACAAGUUGAAUGAUACUUUAUCUAUAAACCACGAUGACGAAGACAUCAAAUCGCUCUUAAGCAAACCGGUAACUAGAAGAUUAAUGCUGUCACAAGCACAAAGGGUGUUUGAUCCUAUAGGUUAUAGUUGUCCAGUUACAUUGCUCCCAAAGUUGUGGUUACAGAAAACAUGGAAAAAACAAAUGAGGUGGGACGAUAAAGUUGACGAUGAACUGGAAACUCGUUUUCGUAUCUGGGUACAAGAACUUUCUUAUUUAUACGCCAUAAAGAUUCCUAGGUGGAUAUACGCUGGUACUGAGGAGGCAGAACAUUGGACGCUUCAUACAUUUUGCGAUGCCAGCAAGGAAGCUUUCUCUGCUGUAGUAUUUUUGAGAGGAAUUCGGAACGGAUGUGUGUUUGUACAUCUCUUAGCGGCUAAGUCAAGGGUAGCUCCAUUAAAAAAUUUAUCGAUACCUCGUCUGGAGUUGAUGGCCGCAGUAAUUGGUGUUAGAUUAUAUACUACCGUCAAGGAAAGCUUAUACAUGGAGAUGGAACCUUUUUUCUGGAGUGACUCGACAACCGUAUUGUCAUGGGUGAGGAGACCCGAAGAGUGGUCUACAUUUGUCUGGAACCGCGUGUCAGAAAUACGAAAAUUGUCUUGCAGUGAAAAUUGGCACCACGUCCCCGGUAAAUUGAAUCCUGCUGACCUACCUUCACGAGGUUGUUCAGCCAAACAGUUACUUGAGUCAAAAUGGUGGGAGGGACCACAAUGGCUUUAUCAAGACGUAUCUAUUGAUCCUCAAUCAGAUUUAGAUUACAAUGAACAGGAGAUCAAUCAAGAGAGGAAGAAAAAAUUGGUUACGACACUGAUUAAUGACGAGCAACCAAAAAUGUCAUCAAGUGAUUGGCAUUUCGAUUAUUUUUCUCAUUAUCAAAAAACCCUCCGUAUGUGUGCAUGGAUAUUACGAUGCAUUUACAAUUUAAGAAAUAAAGAUCGACUCAAAGGUAACUUGAGUUCUGAAGAAAUUAAACGAGCUGAAAUAUUUGUCCUACGAGUUGUGCAAAAGGAGUCUUUUUCAAAUAAUAACGAUAAGAGACUAUGUGGCAUGGACAUUUAUAAAGACAAAAACGACCUAAUUAGGUUGAAGUCACGGAUUAGUAACCGAAACGAUUGUCAAAAUUUUCUAUUUCCCAUAGUUUUGCCAGCAAGGCAUUUUUUGGUCAAUCAGCUUAUAUUCCAAGAGCAUUUAAGAUCAUGUCAUAGUGGAGCACAGGGACUUAUGAGUCAGUUACGUCAAAGGUAUUGGAUUCUAGGAGGACGACGAACUAUAAAAUCAGCAAUUUCACGUUGUGUAGUGUGCAGGAGACAAAAUGCCAAACCUUUUGUUGUGAGGACACCUCCUUUGCCAGUUGAUCGUGUUCGGGAUGCUAACGCGUUUGAAGUAACGGGUGUGGACUUAGCGGGGCCUUUAUAUCUGAAAACUGGAGAAAAGGUUUGGGUAUGCCUCUUCACGUGUGCCGUAUAUCGUGCUGUACAUCUUGAAAUUUGUACUGCAUUAUCGGUGGUUAGUUUCAUGCAGGCUUUAAGACGGUUUAUUGCCCGACGGGGUCGUCCGAAGACUAUAUAUAGUGACAAUGGGACUAAUUUUGUAGGCACUGAAAAUGCUUUUUCGCGAGUAAACUUUGAAGAAAUCGCAGAGAGCAGUGGUAUUGAACGUAUUCAAUGGCGAUUCAACCCACCUACGGCAGCGUGGUGGGGAGGUUUUUGGGAAAGACUUGUGGGAGUUUUAAAGCAGUUAUUACGCAAAGUGUUGGGACGUUCUUCACUAGACUAUGAAAGUUUAAUGACAGUAAUGUGUGAUUGUGAAGCCGUGAUCAAUUCAAGGCCACUUAUUUGUUCUGAUGAUGCAAAAGAUUUAGUACCUUUAACGCCCAUGAUGUUCCUUAGAGAUCAAGUAGAGAGUGGAGUUUCAGACUGUGAUGAGGUUGAUCAAAAGACUCUAUCUAGGAAAGUUGUGUAUCGGCAAAAAUUGGUUGCUGAUCUUCGACGAAGAUUCCGCAAUGAGUACUUAGGGCAGUUAAAAUUAUGGUUCAAGGGGCGAUGUAACCGACAAGUUAGAGUGGGGGAUAUCGUGUUGGUUGGUAAUGAUAAAGACAAGCGAGUUAACUGGCCGCUUGGUCGAGUGGUAACCCUUCUUCCAGGAAAGGAUGGCAAUAAGCGACUUGUGAGAGUUAUUACCGAAAGGGGACAACUUCUGAGACCUGUACAACGUUUGUACCCUCUGGAGUGCGCCGUCGAUUUUACUCUAAAUGAGGAUAGAACGAAUAACGACUCAGAUAUUUCUUCUCGAAGUCAGUGUGAAAAUAUUGAAGUGCCUGUUUUUGAAAGUGUAAUUGAGGACGAUGACGCGAAAACGGGAGUGUCAAAAAGCAGAGUACCCGAAACGUACAAAAGUGAUAUACGUUACGUUACGCGGAGUGGACGGAAGAUUAAAACACCUUCAAAAUAUUCAGAGUUUUAUAGGAUUUAAAUUAAUUCCUUUUCUAUGUUAACUUUUAUUUUCUGAUUGUUUGUUCACGGUAUCUCUGAUUUCU